Sarcophilus harrisii (Tasmanian devil) is the source of this 2370-nucleotide messenger RNA. It is a transcript of the gene TMEM81, whose product is annotated as transmembrane protein 81. The transcript is spliced from 2 exons. Bases 1210 to 1995 code for a protein of 261 amino acids. The record is from RefSeq and is a predicted model, not a curated record. NCBI's taxonomy places the organism in Eukaryota, Metazoa, Chordata, Mammalia, Dasyuromorphia, Dasyuridae.
UAGACUACUGGAUAUACUUUUGUUUUACACCAUUAGAACCAUUGUCAUUACUUUGGAUUGUAUUCUGUAGUAGGUUGCAAAUUCAUAUAAAUGCUUCUCUACCCUGUCACCAUUUACCAUGUAAUUUGAAUUUCCUUGCCAGGGUACUUGUGUAUUGAGAUAUUUCCCUUCCCAAAUCUGAGAGUACCAAUCUAAGCUCCUUCAAGUUGGCCCUUGACAACAUCUUCAUGAUUUGUUUUUGUGACUCAACUAUUUUCUUCCAUUCUUCAGACUUGCUAUCCAUUUCAUUUGACUGUUUCUCCAUUUGUACAGUAUAUGUAUAUUUUUUUCCCUCCUUUUAUUUACCUCCCUAUAUUUGUAAUGUGUUUUCCCUCUUGUCACUUUUUUUUUAAGUUUCAAAUGCUCUGUAGUUUUCUAAAAGAUGAAAAUUGGUCACUUGAAUAGUUCUUACUAAAGUGAUGAUGCUUUGUAAAUAAAGACGAUUGUUUUACUUAAAUAAUAGUUGUUGUAGUUGUUUACAAAGAACGGUUGCUCUUCAACAUGUCUGCCAUUUUGUUUCAUUGCACAGAAGACACAGGCUUCAGCUUAUGAAUGUAUGUUGAAAUUAUAGGUGUGGAAGGUAACAUAGUUCGCCAUCCUACCUGUAAAUAAGGUUAUUCUUUGGUUUUCUAAAACCAAUCAUCUUAUUUCAAUCCUAAAGAUCUCCUUGUAUGGACCUUAUCCUUUUCUAAAUAUAGUGUCAAUUUGGGGCUAACCUUGCUCUCCUACCUCUACUAUCACCUUCCUGUCAAAUAAAUUACGUGAACAUUCUUUACAUCCUUAACACAUAGGAUUUUUUUUUUAAUAGCAAAACCAAAACUCCCCCCAAAUUCGUCAAUAUUUCUUUAAACUGAAGGUUCAUUCUGAAAUGUUCCUCUUUAACCAUUCCCCUGACCCUGGGAGCCUUUCUGUGACAUCAUAACUGUUUCGUAGCAACCAUGUCAUAAGCAUAUCCCGUUGGCUGCUGUUCACAGGUUGUAAGAAAUGUAGAGAACCAGCAGGAAGUCUGGUGGAAAUUAAGUUUACUUUCAAAUAGAAAAUAAUUUCAUUACUCUUGGGACAGAGCAGUGCCAAGAAAAGAAAAUUGCAGCUAUGUUAAGUAUCCUUGCUUUGCUGAUAAACAUUUUGAUUCGCUGUUGACUGAAGGGCUAUGAAGGUUCUCAUUUAAACAUGAAGACCCUAGGUACUGGUUUCAUCCUUGGAACGCUGGUAUUUGCUGCCUGCCUACCGAUAAUAGUGACCUUCAGUCAAUCAUUCACAAUCCCUGAAAAACUGAAGUUGGCUCGUGGGAGAGUGAUCGUCAACACCACAGCCUGCACAGUCACCUGUGGCCUGGGCUACAAGGAGGAGAGCACCUGUGAGGUGGGCCCCGAUGGCAUGAGGAGGAAGUGUGAGACUCGCCACAUGGAGUGCUUGACCAAUUGGAUCUGUGGGAUGGUCCACUUCACCGUCCCUACCGGGAAAAAAUUUGAGCUAACAUGUCUAUCUUCAGAUAUCCUCCUCCAUGGGCGGGAAGCUUUCCGGUUCACCUGGACUUUUGCCCGGGGCAUCAUCUCCAUCAACGAUGACUUGUUUAAACCUUUUCGGCGCCAUGUCCAUUCGGUGAUGCUCAAUCCUGCCCAAGAGGCUGAUUCAGGCACCUAUAGGUGUGAUGUCCAGCUGCUGAAAAACUUGAAAUUUGUCAAGAGAAUCUACCUUGCCCUCAGGGUCAUUCCUGCUUAUUUAGUGAACCUCAACUUUGAUCAAUCCCUGACUGAAGUGCAGAAAUUAAUAGAUGAGGGGAUGGACCUGGAUCUAGAUAAACAUGUCUCUUCCCAGCGCCCAGUGUGGAAUAAAAAGGUCUUGCUAGCGCUGGGGAUAGGAAUGACAGGGGGGGUUAUUGUAAGUGUGCUGGUGAGUAUCGCAGUUCACUAUUGGCUGAGAACUUCCAAAAGAGAGGUCAAGACAAAGAUAUAAUUGUCUGGUCGCCAUUCCUUGAAGUUGAUAGCAGUGCUAACCUUUUUUAGAGACCCUUGAUUCCACUCAUGGAAUCCCUGGAGAAUCUAUGGGAAAAUGAAAUUUCUGAUGUGCUUUGCCAAAAUUCUGCCAAAUUUCUUCCCAGUAUUAUAUGACUGCUUGGGUGCCUGAGUCCCCUGUGCCCCAGGGCUAAGUCCGGAUCAUCACCAAGGUCGCUUUGUUUUUUGCACCUGUUAAAAUUUGCUGUAAUUAUCUCCAGUGUUACUGCUUCUUCCCAGUGUUGGAUGUUUGAAAAGAAGGAUUGUUCAUUGGGUUUUUAAGCUGGAAAUUUUGUCUCUUUCCACUUUAAUAAAACCUCUGCCAUGGAUGUCUCUA